AUGCUGGUCGUCAAGCUUCCAUUACUAGCUUACGAACUGGAAGGAUUUUAUUAUUUGUUUCUUUUCUUUCUUUCUUUCUUUCUUUCUUUCUUUCUUUCUUUCUUUCUUUCUUUCUUUCUUUCAGUUGAUUACAAUGAUUAUUAUACACGAGUUGUUUAUAUAAUCUCUGACAUAUCAGGUGUGUUAAGCAUCUUUGUUGAGGUAGCCAUGAUUGUAUUUAACGCCUUUCCGCUGGUCGUCAUUUUAAAAUGGCGACCACCUGAAAAACGCCUUGUGAUGGACGAACUGAUUGUAGCCCUUAGCAUCACAGAUAUUCUUUCCGUUGUGAUACCAACCCCCGUGGGACUGUUUUCUUACUUCAGUGACUCCUGGUACGGAGGCAAACCAGCCUGUGAGUUUUAUCAAGUAACCACCAUCUGGUUACAGCUUGUCGGAAUGUUUAUCAUUACAAGCUUGUGCAUAGACCGGUUACGAGCGCUUAACUCAAAUUUGAUACCAUUCCCAUCACCGGCGCCGGUCGCAAAACGUCAUCGUGUUCGGCUGGCCAUAUUUGGAAUUUAUGUUGUUUCCUUUGCUGUCUCGUCACUUCCGCUUAUGGACCUUGCACCGUCAGCCAUGCAGAACCACGGCCAAAUAUGUAAAGCUUGGAUUUCGACGCCGUCAAAUGGUCAGCAGGAGUCCGUGUUCUACGUUGUCUUUCUGGUGGUAGGUUACGGCAAUUUCUUGCUGGCGAGUGCAUAUCUAUCUAUCUAUCUAUCUAUCUAUCUAUCUAUCUAUCUAUCUAUCUAUCUAUCUGUAAUCUAUCUAUCUAUCUAUCUAUCUAUCUAUCUAUCUAAUCUAUCUAUCUAUCUAUCUAUCUAUCUAUCUAUCUAUCUAUCUGUGUGUGUGUGUAAGUGUCUCUCUCUCUCUCUCUCUCUCUCUCUCUCUCUCUCUCUGUCUGUGUGCGUAAAUGUGGAUAGUAUUUGCAUAUCUAUCUAUCUAUCUAUCUAUCUAUCUAUCUAUCUAUCUAUCUAUCUAUCUGUCUUUCUCGGCCUGUUUCAAUAUCUAUCUAUCUAUCACUAUCUGUCUAUCAAUUUCAGUGUUUUCAUUUCAGUAUUUUCAUAUGUAUCUAUCUCAGUAUUUUCAUAUCUAUCUAUCUAUCUAUCUAUCUAUCUAUCUAUCUAUCUAUCUAUCUAUCUAUCUAUCUAUCUAUCUCACUCUCUUCAUAUCUAUCUAUCUAUCUAUCUAUCUAUCUAUCUAUUUCAGUUAUUUUCAUAUCUAUCUAUCUAUCUAUCUAUCUAUCUAUCUAUCUAUCUAUUUCAGUUAUUUUCGUAUCUAUCUAUCUAUCUAUCUAUCUAUCUAUCUAUCUAUCUAUCUAUCAUCUAUCUUUAUCUAUCUACCUAUUUAUCUAUCUAUUUCAUAUUUUCGUAUCUAUCUAUCUAUCUAUCUAUCUAUCUAUCUAUCUAUCUAUCUAUUUCAGUGUUUUCAUUUCAGUAUUUUCAUAUAUAUUUCAGUAUUUUCGUAUCUAUCUAUCUAUCUAUCUAUCUAUCUAUUUAUCUAUCUAUUUCAGUGUUUUCAUUUCAGUGUUUUCAUUUCAGUAUUUUCAUAUAUAUCUCAGUAUUUUCGUAUCUAUCUAUCUAUCUAUCUAUCUAUCUAUCUAUCUAUCUAUCUAUCUAUUUCAGUGUUUUCAUUUCAGUGUUUUCAUUUCAGUAUUUUCAUAUAUAUCUCAGUAUUUUCGUAUCUAUCUAUCUAUCUAUCUAUCUAUCUAUCUAUCUAUCUAUCUAUCUAUCUAUCUAUCAUAUAUUCAUGCCUAUCUAUAUAGCUUUUAAUGUAAUUUCUGUCCAGUGUUACUUGCGCUUUUCCAUCGCUCAUAAUCUUAACUAUAUCAACCGAAAGUUAAAAGCUGCUAAGUUAUUUUGCAGACUACAAAGACUCCAAAAUUGUGUGUACGUAUAUCAUAUCACAUCUAUCUAUCUAUCUAUCUAUCUAUCUAUCUAUCUAUCUAUCUAUCUAUCUAUCUAUCUAUCUAUCGAUGACCUAUCUAUCUAUCUAUCUAUCUAUCUAUCUAUCUAUCUAUCUAUCUAUCUAUCUAUCGAUGACCAUAUCUAUCUAUCUAUCUAUCUAUCUAUCUAUCUAUCUAUCUAUCUCUCUAUGACCAUAUCUAUCUAUCUAUCUAUCUAUCUAUCUAUCUAUCUAUCUAUCUAUCUUUAUUAUUUCCUCGCUGUAUCAUGCGAUCUCUUUCUCUCUCUCUCUCUCUCUCUCUCUAUAUAUAUAUAUAUAUAUAUAUAUAUAUAUCACUGUUUUUACGUUUGUUUGUCUGUGCAUAUCAUAUGGUUUCUAUCUAUCUGUCUAUCUACAUCUGUGCCCAUAUGCAAUUUCUGUCUAUCUUACGUUGUUUCUAUCUAUCUCACGUCAUUUAUAUUUAUGAUGUGCUGUUUCUAUCUAUCUAUCUAUCUAUCUAUCUAUCUAUCUAUCUAUCUAUCUAUCUAUAAUAAACCAAACUCACUUUUUACAUCCGCCUGUCUCUCCAUAUCAUGCGGUUUCUCUUUCUUUCUUUCUCUCUUUCUUUCUCUCUUUUCACAUAUGUCUGUUCAUAUCAUGUGGUUUCUAUCUAUCUAUCUAUCUAUCUAUCUAUCUAUCUAUCUAUCUAUCUAUCUAUCUAUUGUCAUACAUAGUUUUGGAAUAUGCAUACCAUGA
Messenger RNA from Acanthosepion pharaonis, 2676 nucleotides. Lineage: Eukaryota; Metazoa; Mollusca; Cephalopoda; Sepiida; Sepiidae. The record is from the annotation of a GenBank genome assembly.